CCAGGUUCGCAGAAUUUAUAUUCGCGCGACAUCCUGCAACCUUCAUUUUCCUCGACUCUCAUCGUAGAGCUUGGAUUCCCUCUCCACUCCAUUCUUUUCGCUUUGGAGUCAUCUUUGAUCAAACGGACAAGAUGUCGAACAAGCAGGAGACCAAGAUCCUGGGCAUGCCGCCCUUCGUGGUCGACUUCCUGAUGGGUGGUGUCUCCGCCGCCGUCUCGAAGACCGCCGCUGCCCCUAUUGAGCGUAUCAAGCUCCUCGUCCAGAACCAGGAUGAGAUGAUCAAGGCUGGCCGCCUCGACCGCCGCUACAAUGGCAUCAUCGACUGCUUCCGCCGCACCACCGCCGAUGAGGGUCUCAUGGCUCUGUGGCGUGGCAACACUGCCAACGUCAUCCGUUACUUCCCUACCCAGGCUCUGAACUUCGCCUUCCGUGACAAGUUCAAGGCCAUGUUCGGCUACAAGAAGGACAAGGAUGGCUACGCCAAGUGGAUGGCUGGUAACCUGGCCUCCGGUGGUGCUGCCGGUGCCACCUCCCUCCUCUUCGUCUACUCGCUCGACUAUGCCCGUACCCGUCUUGCGAACGACGCCAAGUCCGCCAAGGGUGGUGGUGCCCGCCAGUUCAACGGUCUUAUCGACGUCUACCGCAAGACCCUGGCCAGCGACGGUAUUGCCGGUCUGUACCGUGGCUUCGGUCCCUCCGUCGCCGGUAUCGUCGUCUACCGUGGUCUGUACUUCGGCAUGUACGACUCCAUCAAGCCCGUCGUCCUUGUCGGCCCUCUCGCCAACAACUUCCUCGCCUCCUUCCUGCUCGGCUGGUGCGUCACCACUGGUGCCGGUAUCGCCUCGUACCCUCUUGAUACCGUCCGUCGUCGCAUGAUGAUGACCUCUGGUGAGGCCGUCAAGUACAAGAGCUCGAUCGAUGCUUUCCGUCAGAUCAUCGCCAAGGAGGGUGUCAAGUCUCUCUUCAAGGGCGCUGGUGCCAACAUCCUCCGUGGUGUCGCUGGUGCUGGUGUGCUCUCUAUCUAUGACCAGCUCCAGAUCCUCCUCUUCGGCAAGGCCUUCAAGGGCGGCUCUGGCUAAAUUGCCCUAACCACUGUACAACAUUCUAGUCGAUGGAGACAGUUUGGGGCUCAUCCAGAUCGGAGCAGCUGGCUCGGCUGGAGGGGACGUGGGGACGUGGGCUGCGUUGAGCUGGGGGCCCGGGAUCCUUCGUGGCAGGCAGCACAUGCUUCUCGACGAUGGGUAUGCGGGGCGCAAAAACUGGGCAUAUCUGGCGUUACUGGGACGCGGAUGGGCCGGUCACCCGCUGUAAUUUAUACUCUUUGAGCCGUUCCCGGUGUAUUCUUGACUACCGUCGUGCGUGGGGUUGCUGUUUGCUUCGCGUGGGUGUUUCCUUUUGUUGCAUGCGACUCAUAGAUCCCAUAGUUCUGGCCAAUUGGACGGUGAUUUCCCAAUACUAUACCACAUGGUGUCAAUUGAUCUUGAUGGUAAACUGAUACCAGUGAUUAUCGCAAUUACGCGGGACCGCGACGUAUGUGUUACGUAAUUCAAUCAACCCGCGUCGCGUCUGCGAAGGAUGUGCGCACCCGACUUACCACAAAGGUAUCUUAGAGCGGGUUAGCUCCGUUUCAAUUGUUAGAGGCAACUGUUGCACAGCGAAUAUACCUCACCCUUUACCUGGACACAUCACUCAACCUGAAAUGCCACCUCGGGCAUCAGCGACCCGAUCCGCCACUGGUGGCCGCGGGAGAGGCACAACGGGCGCAAGUCGGGGAGCCAUUGCAGCAGCCGCUUCGGGGCCAGUCAGACGGGUUGCUGUUGGGUCGCGGGGAAGGGGGAACGAGAGCGGCACGCCGCGCGGAAGGAAACGCCAGCUACCGCAGCGUGAGCAGGAACAGCAGGAAGAGGAUGAGGCUUUUGCGCUCGAAGAAGGUGACGACGUCAGAGGUGGC
Molecule: messenger RNA, 1951 nt
Organism: Thermothelomyces thermophilus ATCC 42464
Lineage: Eukaryota; Fungi; Ascomycota; Sordariomycetes; Sordariales; Chaetomiaceae
Exons: 5
Coding region: 132-1079 (315 amino acids)
Biological process (GO): mitochondrial ATP transmembrane transport; mitochondrial ADP transmembrane transport
Cellular component (GO): mitochondrial inner membrane
Molecular function (GO): ATP:ADP antiporter activity
Source: RefSeq, a predicted model, not a curated record